Molecule: messenger RNA, 1008 nt
Organism: Fusarium mangiferae
Lineage: Eukaryota; Fungi; Ascomycota; Sordariomycetes; Hypocreales; Nectriaceae
Exons: 1
Coding region: 1-1008 (335 amino acids)
Source: RefSeq, a predicted model, not a curated record
AUGGCACCACGAUUACUCCUUUUUGCUGGCGCACCGCCAGCUUCGUCUCUCACAGCACAAUCUUGCACAAUAACACAAAUCGACGACUCCUUCGCUGAAUUUCUUGGGCUAGCCCAUCAAGGAACGGCUCCAGUAUCAUCUCAAAGUAUAGCUCCAUGGCGUUCUCUGCCGCUGAACAGAAAACCCCUUCACACAGGCUUCAGCCAGACCCAUAAUAUCAGCGUCAACCUCGCCAACCAAUCCGAAUUCUUCACCACGGCUGAGAUCUCGUUUAAGGAACAAUCUCAGUCUUAUGAGGGCGAAGAUCCAGAGAAUGUGUUGUCGCAGUUUUAUGACCAUUCCCUAGCUUUACACAAUUCGAUCCCAUCAUCACAGCUUGACAGUUUCGAGGAGACGACAUUUGAGGAGACAUCGUUUAUGACGACUUCUUCGACAGCACAUUUGAAUAUGAGAGACACUGUUCCUUCUCAUCUCUCUGAUUUGGAAGAUAUACCGCCGGCUCGGAGGAUUCUGGCUCUCAAUCCCCAGACUGUCACUCUCAACAUUAUUGCCGGCAUUAUAUCCAUCGCACAGCCACGGACAGUCACAACCCGCUGGGGUCGCAGCCUCUCUUUAGUGGAGAUUCUCCUCGGGGACGAUACAAAGACAGGCUUCGCUGUGACGUUUUGGCUUGCGGAGGAGAACGAUGCAGCUGCUGAGAUUGGUGCCCUUCGGCGUCAGGAUGUAGUUCUCAUGCAGAACGUGGCACUUCAUGUGUUCAAGGACAAGGUCUAUGGUCAGAGUCUCCGGAGGGGCAUGACCAAAGUGCGUCUACUAUGGAGAAGGGAUGGCUCUGGGCUUUAUUCGACGCGAGAGCUCUCCAAGCGCGGUCAGAUGCACCCGCAGUUACAGAAGGCGAAGCAAGUAAAAGAUUGGGUGCUCAAAUUCGUAGGAGCCGAUGUUGGGGUAAAGACGAGAGCUAGAAAAACACGGGUUUCAUGGGACAGACCACCAGAUGACACACAAUGA